AUGGGCGAUGAGUUUCGAUGUAUUGGGUGUAUCCGUUUUUAUAGAAGCUUUAAUUUUCGUUCUUAUCGUAAUUGUUGGUUUAGUUUAUGCAUGGUGAAAAGGAGCGUUGGAAUGGUCUUAGCUCCUGAAUAUUCAGACAAUAAAAAGAAAAAAGAAGAAAAAAAUGACAUUGAGAUAGUUAUGAAUUCCAUUGAGUUUCCGGUACUUGAUCAAACAACCCAAAAUUCAGUUAUUUCAACUACAUCAAAUGAUCUUUCAAAUUGGUCAAGACUCUCCGGUUUAUGGCCACUUCUUUGUGGUACCAGUUGUUGCUUUGUUGAAUUUGCUUCAUUAAUAGGCUCGCGCUUCGACUUUGAUCGUUAUGGCUUGGUACCAAGAUCGAGUCCUAGGCAAGCGGACUUAAUUUUAACAGCCGGCACAGUAACAAUGAAAAUGGCUCUAUCUUUAGUAAGAUUAUAUGAGCAAAUGCAUGAACCAAAAUAUGUAAUUUCUAUGGGAGCCUCCACUAUUACAGGAGGGAUGUUCAGUACUGAUUCUUAUAGUACUGUUCGAGGAGUUGAUAAGCUAAUUCCUGUGGAUGUUUAUUUGCCGGGUUGCCCUCCUAAACCGGAGGCAGUUAUCGAUGCUAUAACAAAACUUCGUAAGAAGGUAUCUCGAGAAAUCUACGAAGAUAGAUUUGGGUCUCAACAGAAUAAUCGAUGUUUUACUACCACUCACAAGUUUUAUGUUGGACGUAGCACGCAUACUGGAAAUUAUGAUCAAGGAUUACUCUAUCAAUCGCGAUCUACUUCAGAGAUACCUUAUGAAGCAUUUUUCAAAUACCAAAGUUCAGUAUCUUCCCACGAAUUAGUAAAUUAUGGAGGCUUUUUUUAUUUUGUGCAGAAGAAUAGCAAAUGCCUUCACUUCAAUUUUCAAAAAUUUCGUCGUAAACGUGAACUACUUAUACAAAUGAAAAUCCGGGAGAGAUUAAAAAAAUGCAGGGUUGUUUGUCUGCUUGGCUAG
Molecule: messenger RNA, 1002 nt
Organism: Papaver somniferum (opium poppy)
Lineage: Eukaryota; Viridiplantae; Streptophyta; Magnoliopsida; Ranunculales; Papaveraceae
Product: NAD(P)H-quinone oxidoreductase subunit K, chloroplastic-like
Exons: 1
Coding region: 1-1002 (333 amino acids)
Biological process (GO): electron transport coupled proton transport; aerobic respiration
Molecular function (GO): quinone binding; 4 iron, 4 sulfur cluster binding; NADH dehydrogenase (ubiquinone) activity
Source: RefSeq, a predicted model, not a curated record